GGGGGGGAAAGGGACCUAGAAGGGGCGGGGCCUCACCACAUAAACCCCGCCCCCUCGGCGCCCCUCAUCUACAUAAGGGGCGGGGCCAGGCCGAGGUCCAUUCCUAAGGCCGGCGGAAGGCUGUUGCUGAGGGAAAAGGAGAGGCGUUUUGUUCCGUGGAGCCAAGGAUGGCCCAGCUUCCGGUGAAGAAAAAACGCCAGCCGCCCGUCAGCCUUCCAGCCGACCCAGAGUGCUGUGUGCGCUUCCCCGGAGUGGUCCUCUGCCUGGUAGAGAAGAAGAUGGGCCUCAGCCGCAAGGCUUUCCUCGCCACUUUGGCCCAACGCAAGGGCUUCUGCGUGGAGGAGGCCAGCAGUGAGAGAGUGACCCACGUUGUGUCGGAGGGCAACUCGGGUGGCGAGGUGGUCGAGUGGUUGAAGCGGAAGUCGAGCCCUUGCAUGGAAGCUGUCGGGCAUGGCGUGGCGCUGCUAGAUCUCAGCUGGUUCACAGAGAGCAUGAGUGCAGGGCGACCCGUGGAGAUCGAACCCAGGCACCGGCUGCAGGUGGCUGCCCAUGCGAAGGAGCUCGAGGGCCAAUGCCAGGUGUCGGCCUAUGCUUGCCAACGUCGGACUCCACUGGAGCACAACCAUCAAAUGCUUACAGAAGCUCUGGAGAUCCUCGCAGAAGAGGCCCACUUCUGGGGCAGUGAAGGGCGCAGCCUGGCCUUUUCCAGGGCUGCCUCUGUACUCAAGUCCUUACCUUGGACUGUCAGGAAAAUUCAGGAUUUGAAGUCUCUUCCUUGCAUCGGAGAACAUUCGAGGAGAGUCAUCCAGGAGAUCUUGGAAGAUGGUGUGUCUUCAGAGGUGGAGAAGAUCCGACAAUCUGAGCGAUAUCAAACUAUGAAGCUUUUCACAAAGAUCUUUGGCGUUGGAGUGAAGACUGCCAGCCGGUGGCAUCAGGAAGGGCUGAGGACGUUGGCUGACCUGCAGGCACAUCACACCAAGCUCAGCAAGGAGCAGCAGGCCGGUCUACUUCAUUAUGAGGACCUCAGUACGCCAGUGACGUUCUCCGAGGCAGAGGCCAUUGGCCAAUUGGUGCGAGACGUGGUGGAGCAGUGUUUGCCCGGUGCCUCUGUGACCCUGACUGGUGGUUUUAGAAGGGGGAAGCAAAGUGGCCAUGACGUGGACUUGCUCCUCACGCACCCCGUGGACGGUCAAGAGAUUGGACUGUUGGGCAAAGUCAUUGCCCAGAUGGAUAGACAGGGCUUCUUGCUGUAUCACAGCAUCCACAGAAACACUUUCCAGUCCUUUGAAGACGAAGCUCAGGAGAUCAGAGACAGCACAACGUCCAUGGAUCACUUUGAGCGAUGCUUCUCCAUUUUCUGCCUCGGCUGCUUCCCUGGAGGCAUUCCUGGAAGUGCUUCCGAAGCCCGGCGACCGAACAAUACAGAACAGGUUUCUGGAACAACUGGUUCCUGGAAAGCCGUCCGGGUGGACUUAGUUGUGACUCCCUGCAGUCAGUUUCCCUUUGCUUUGCUGGGCUGGACUGGCUCGCAGAAUUUUGAGCGAGACCUCCGCCGUUUCUCAAAGCACGAGAAGAAGAUGACCCUCAACAGCCAUGCCCUCUACGACAAAGGAAAGAGAACAUUUUUGACCGCGGCCUCUGAGGAAGAAAUCUUCAACCAUUUGGAUUUGGAGUAUAUUCCCCCCGAAGAGAGAAAUGCCUGACACUUGCUUUGAAAAGAAACUUCUUGGCCUUUGAAUUCACUACCUCAAACAAACGGCUGGCUUUGCUGCACCGACAUGGAUUGUGCACACCUCUUCAUGAAUUCCUUGGAUUCACUUCUUUUGGUGUCAGUACAUUAAUUUUCCCACUGAUUCAUAAAUGAGUUGGUUGAAACAGAGAUUGUAGAGUGCAAGCUGUUCCUCAAUAGUGUCUGCAUUGCUCACAGAAGUUUAAAAAAAAAACACUCUUUCACA
This is a messenger RNA of Anolis carolinensis (green anole), 1955 nucleotides long. RefSeq names its product DNA polymerase mu (gene polm). Lineage: Eukaryota; Metazoa; Chordata; Lepidosauria; Squamata; Anolidae. Gene Ontology annotation, molecular function: DNA binding; DNA-directed DNA polymerase activity. The coding region runs from base 168 to 1703 and encodes 511 amino acids. Gene Ontology annotation, cellular component: nucleus. The transcript is spliced from 12 exons. The record is from RefSeq and is a predicted model, not a curated record. Gene Ontology annotation, biological process: double-strand break repair via nonhomologous end joining.